Molecule: messenger RNA, 460 nt
Organism: Caenorhabditis sp. 36 PRJEB53466
Lineage: Eukaryota; Metazoa; Nematoda; Chromadorea; Rhabditida; Rhabditidae
Source: the annotation of a GenBank genome assembly
AUGUUCGUCGAAGUGCAGGAGACCGUCCGUUUUCUCUCCUCUUUCAUGUUCGGACGCAUUCCGCGCAGGUACCCCUCUUGCAAAUCCAUACCAUCUUUUUUUUCGCGAUUUCAGCCGCGUCAAGUCGUUCUGCGCCCAUUUGUCGAGCCUUUUGAGCGAGGCGAUCGACGAGAAACGCGUCGCCGACCGUUUCGAUCUCAUCGUUUUCGCCGACGGAAGAUCCGAUGAUACCAUUGUUCAGGUGCAUCUAUUUUUUGUCGUUGUUGGGGAUUUUCAUAAAUUGACAAUAAUGCGGAUAUGAUUUCAGGCGGCUCGUCGCGCGUACGUGCACCUGACGGAGCUGCAAGAGUGCAUGAACAACGGGCUCAUCAUGGAGAUCACGGACGGCCGCGUGCGCGCAUUGACUCCCUUCUCCGCGCAAAUCAUCUUUCCCAAGUUUGGAAAUGCGAUCGGAGUGUGA